AUGUCCACCGCCAAACGUACGGAUAGAGACCGUGACAAUGCUCUAGAUAAGAUUGCUUUUGUUCAGCGAUACCAUACAGGCAUUGAAUUCAUUGGGAUUAGUCUUCUUGAUUCAAUUAUCCCCUUACGAUCCAAACCCGAAUCCUGGGAUAGCUUCGAUUCCUGCGAUUCCUCAACACAGCAGACCCGCUCGAGCUCCCUAUGUAAUCCAUUGGGAUGUCAACAACAAUCCUGUUUACUAUAA
Ambispora leptoticha is the source of this 243-nucleotide messenger RNA. NCBI's taxonomy places the organism in Eukaryota, Fungi, Glomeromycota, Glomeromycetes, Archaeosporales, Ambisporaceae. The record is from the annotation of a GenBank genome assembly.